Colletes gigas is the source of this 1518-nucleotide messenger RNA. Its product is annotated as tropomyosin-2-like. Bases 190 to 1044 code for a protein of 284 amino acids. The record is from RefSeq and is a predicted model, not a curated record. Gene Ontology annotation, molecular function: actin filament binding. Lineage: Eukaryota; Metazoa; Arthropoda; Insecta; Hymenoptera; Colletidae. The transcript has 8 exons. Gene Ontology annotation, cellular component: actin filament. Gene Ontology annotation, biological process: muscle contraction; actin filament organization.
AGCUUUCGAAGGCAUCCGGUUGUGCAUACUCAUCGCGGAUCAUCGCUACGACUACACGAACGCGUCGCGACGUCCUCGUAACGCGCCGCGGAUUCAUUUAAUAUCGCCCCGUGGCGCCGAACGAUACAGGGUGAAGUUUGAGGACGAGGACCGACUGAUAAAAGGGGAGAGAAUCACCAGGUCGUCAUCAUGGAGGCGAUUAAGAAGAAAAUUGCGGCGCUGAAGAUGGAGAUGGACGCCGCGAACGAGAAGGUGGAGGCGAACGAGACCAAGGCGAGAUCGGAGGACUUUCGCGCGGACAAGCUCUACGACGAGGUGAGGGAUCUGCAGAAGAAACUGGCCCAGCUCGAGCGGGACUACGAGGUCGCCAAGUCCAAUUUGGAGCACUCUACCGCCGAUUUAGAGCAGUGCGAGAAGUCUUGGUCCAGAGCGGAGCAGGAUCGGACCACGUUGACGAAGAGAGUCCAAGAGAUCGAAGCGUCGCUCACGAAGAAGGAGGAGCUGCGUCUUUCCGCUCAGCUGAAGCUUGGAAGCGCGUCAGAACUCGCCGAUGACGCCCGGAGAAUGUGCAAAGUGCUGGAAGACAGAAGUCGGCUCGACGAGGAACGCAUGGAGAAGCUGAUGCAAGAGCUGAAGGACGCCAGACUGAUCGCCGAGGACGCCGACGCAAAGUCCGACGAGAUAUCGAAGAAGCUGCAGUUCGUUGAAGAAGAAUUGGAGGGGGCGGAGGAACGAGUGAAAACCAGCGAGGCGAAAAUCAUAGAACGAGAGGACGAGCUGUUCAUCGUGCAGAAUAUCGUAAAAUCCUUAGAAGUAUCCGAGGAGAAGGCUAACCAACGAGUAGAGGACUUCAAGGUGCAGCUGAAGGAGCUGAAGAAGAAGUUGAAGGAGGCCGAGAAACGCGCCAUUCUCGCCGAAAGGACGGUGAAGAAGUUGUUGAAGGAAGUGGACAUGAAGGAAGACGAGCUUCGGGAAGAAAAGGAGAAGUACAAGGCGGUCUGCGACGACAUGGACGCCACGUUCGCGGAAAUGACCGGAUACUAAAGUCACGGACACGGACGGAGUUUCUUUUAUUUUGUUAUUCUGUGCUUUAUUCGCUUGUUCGCUACAUUUAACACGGACGCCGUACUUCGGACUUUCAGCCAUCUGCAUUCAGCCAACGCCGAUUUUAUUCGUUACAGCGUAUCGUGACACGUCUCGAGGUGCUUCGUGAAUAACUUGCUACGCGAAUAACGCGACUAACGGGCGAACAAACGAUGUAUAUUGCUAGUUUGUUAACAAAAAAAGAAAAAAUGAAAAAUAUCGCUUUGCCAAAACCGCUUUGCUUCGCAUAACAUCCUGGACGAGGCUUCGGGAUCGGCGUUAACCGGCCGGAGUGGCUUCAGGAGCGACAGCCUUUCUUGUUUUCGUUAGAAUUUACGAUAGAUCACCUAUUUUUCUUUCAGAGGUACCGAGGAGGAGUUCGCGAAACAUGAAACCAAGCACGAUACUGCGCCCCCUUUUUAUCGUUGUAUAUCA